Messenger RNA from Clonostachys rhizophaga, 288 nucleotides. The record is from the annotation of a GenBank genome assembly. NCBI's taxonomy places the organism in Eukaryota, Fungi, Ascomycota, Sordariomycetes, Hypocreales, Bionectriaceae.
AUGGCCCGCCGUGUGCCUCAGCUCUUCAUGGUCCCGACGGAGGAUGCUUUUGAUGACUUGACGGGCGAUGACGGUGGAAACUUGACUUUGGCCUCGCUGAUAGAGCGAGGAUCCAAUUUCACCGCACCCAAGACCCAGAAUGUCACAUGUGCCCAGAGAUCGAAGCGUGCCAAGGACGAUUCGAAAAACUCAAGACUGAAAUGCAACAUCGGCUGUAUGAAUAAGGGGUCCAGUUUAGUUGUAACGCGGCUCUCUCUCUUCAUGCUCGUCUUCGAGGUCGAGUGGUAG